Messenger RNA from Setaria italica (foxtail millet), 616 nucleotides. RefSeq lists its product as uncharacterized. The record is from RefSeq and is a predicted model, not a curated record. Lineage: Eukaryota; Viridiplantae; Streptophyta; Magnoliopsida; Poales; Poaceae. Bases 37 to 354 code for a protein of 105 amino acids. The transcript is spliced from 2 exons.
CACCUAGUUCAAGUUAGCUCCCGCAACAGAAGAACCAUGUCAACGACCAAAUCAAGGUCCAUGCUCGUGGUAGUGGCCAUGGCUGUAGUUCUGUUACUAGGGACGACGGCGGUUUCACUUGCCACGGCGGCAUCUGGCGCCACGUUGGACGCUAAAAGCCCUCAUAAACUCGCUUGCCACGGCGAGGGCUGCCAUAGCCAGACCACCAUGCACCUCUCCAAGCAGGACCUCGGCAAGACCGCCAACCUCGACGCCAGCAAGGCCAUGGUCACCACUGACCACCUGCCACCCUUUGUCUCCGCUCGAAUAUGCUGCACCAUCUCUAAAGGCCAGAUGUCUUGCACGGGCUGCUGAUAUGGUGCUGAGUUCGAGCGUACCAGUGCCGCACGUAUUUUCCCAGAUCUACUUCCAAGACGAGAUGAUGAGGAUAAUGUACCAAAUAUCACCAUCCUGCAUGCGUAUUGCAUACAUGUAUGUACUCCUAUACGCCAAGGAUUGGGUAUAACCGAGCUAUGUUCGAUGUCCUAGUAUUGUAGGUGUACACGUUGCAAUACUUGUAUAUGUCCGUCUAUUACAAUUAAGUUGCUUGAAAUAAAAUGGGAUGCGGCUUACGUUG